This is a messenger RNA of Hibiscus syriacus, 1067 nucleotides long. RefSeq names its product alanine--tRNA ligase-like. The coding region runs from base 290 to 730 and encodes 146 amino acids. Gene Ontology annotation, biological process: alanyl-tRNA aminoacylation; tRNA modification. NCBI's taxonomy places the organism in Eukaryota, Viridiplantae, Streptophyta, Magnoliopsida, Malvales, Malvaceae. Gene Ontology annotation, molecular function: nucleic acid binding; ATP binding; aminoacyl-tRNA deacylase activity. The record is from RefSeq and is a predicted model, not a curated record. Gene Ontology annotation, cellular component: mitochondrion; chloroplast. The transcript is spliced from 7 exons.
UCUGCUGGGGGUGUUGUUAUCUAAUAGGACUUUGCUGUUCAAAGUCAUUACUCUUUAGAAGGCAGCUCCCCAUCCCUAUCCUUUUGAAGAUGGAGUAUUCCAUGAUUUGAAGUUUCUCACACCAUGAAAGUGCGAUAAAGGCCAUAUACACUGGUUCUGAGUUUGUGGAAAGUGCGACUGCUGGCAAUGAUGUUGGUAUAGUUUUGGAAUCUAUAAGUUUCUAUGCUGAGCAAGGUGGUCAGAUUUUUGAUAUCGCAUCUCUUGAUGGUCCCUUUGGUUCCUUCCAAGUAUGCAAUGUUCAAAUUUUUGGAGGUUUUGUACUUCAUAUUGGUUCUCUCUUUCUGGAGUUACUGACAAAUUCUCUGUUGGUGAUAAAGUAACUUGUAAGGUUGACUAUGACAGACAGACAUUGAUUGCUCCUAACCAUACUUGCACACAUAUGUUGAACCAUGCUCUUAGGAAAGUGCUUGGUAAUCAUGUUGACCAGAAGGGGUCUAUUGUACUUCCUGAAAAAUUGAGGUUUGAUUUUUACCAUGAUCCAAACAGAGAUGGUGCCAUCAAUGCUGAUCAUUUGAGAAAAAUCGAGUCUAUUGUGAAUGAACAAAUAAAAUCUGAGUUUGAUGUAUAUUCAAAGGAGGUAACGCUUGCUGAAGCCAAGCAUAUCAACGGUUUGCGAGCCGUAUUUGGAGAAGUUUAUCCUGAUCCAGUUAGAGUAGUGGCCAUUGGUUAAAAAGGUGGAGGACCUCCUUGCUGAUCCUGAAAACAAAGAAUGGUCAUCCAUCUCAUCGGAACUGUGUGGAGGCACGCACCUAACGAAUACACGGGAAGCAAGGGCAUUUGCUCUUUUAUCUAACGAGGGAAUCGCUAAAGGGGUUCGAAGGAUAAUUGACAAUGGUAGAGAAGCCUUUGCAGCAAGUGAAAUGAUUUCAAUUUCUUGGACUACUGACCGAACAUUAUAGAUGAGAGAUAAUACCUAAUUAGUGCACCAAUUAUAGUAGUUUUUUUUUUCAUGUUCUUGCCAUGAAAGAAAAGUUCGAUAAAAAUUUUAAAGAUUUGCAUUUACUCUA